AUGGAGGUAAAAAAAAAGAAAAUUCGAUACAUUCUGCAGUACCACUACGGCCAAAGGGAAAAAGCGGAGCAGGCGGCCAAAAAAAUGUGUGCUGUUUAUGGACCCAAUACAGUAUCGAAUGCAACAGCAAAGCGGUGGUUCCAACGAUUCUGUUCUGGUAAUAUGGACGUCGAAGAUGAGACACGCUCUGGUAGGACAAUCGUCGAAAAUGUCGACAAAAUCAUGGAAAUCGUCGAGUCGGACCGGCAUGCGAGCACUUAUUCCAUUGCCCAGGAACUGAAAAUUAGCCAGAAAACCAUUUGGAACCAUUUGUAUAAGGCUGGUCUCAAGAAGAAGCUCGAUGUAUGGGUGCCACACGAAUUGACGCAAAAGAACCUUUUGGACCGAAUUCAUGCCUGCGAUUCUUUGCUGAAGCGUAACGAAAUCGACCCAUUUUUUAAGUGGAUGGUGACUGGCGAUGAAAAAUGUAUCACAUACGAGAACAAUAGGCGGAAAAGAUCGUGGUUCAAACGCGGUGAGCCGGUCCAAACGAUCGCCAAGCCCGGAUUAACGGCCAAGAAGAUUUUACUGUGUGUUUGGUGGGAUUGGAAGGGAAUCAUCCAUUAUGAGCUGCUCUCAUCGGGCCUAUCACUCAAUUCGGACCUACACUGUCAACAACUGACCAGAUUGAAGCAGGCGAUCGACGAGAAGCGCUGCCUCCAGGAGUUACUCAGGGAUUGGAGGGUCGCACUUGUGCGGCCCAAAGGUCCCUACAGCGCGGAUAGAGCGGGAUCGUUAGCCUUGGGUAGGCAGCCGGUCUAA
Harpegnathos saltator (Jerdon's jumping ant) is the source of this 801-nucleotide messenger RNA. RefSeq names its product histone-lysine N-methyltransferase SETMAR-like. The record is from RefSeq and is a predicted model, not a curated record. Lineage: Eukaryota; Metazoa; Arthropoda; Insecta; Hymenoptera; Formicidae. Gene Ontology annotation, cellular component: site of double-strand break; condensed chromosome; nucleus. Gene Ontology annotation, molecular function: double-stranded DNA binding; histone H3K36 methyltransferase activity; single-stranded DNA endonuclease activity. Bases 1 to 801 code for a protein of 266 amino acids. The transcript is spliced from 2 exons. Gene Ontology annotation, biological process: DNA double-strand break processing; mitotic DNA integrity checkpoint signaling; DNA integration.